Messenger RNA from Episyrphus balteatus (marmalade hoverfly), 1973 nucleotides. RefSeq lists its product as uncharacterized. The coding region runs from base 131 to 1852 and encodes 573 amino acids. The transcript has 6 exons. NCBI's taxonomy places the organism in Eukaryota, Metazoa, Arthropoda, Insecta, Diptera, Syrphidae. The record is from RefSeq and is a predicted model, not a curated record.
AUCAAUAUUUAACUCAAUCAUGACAUAACGAAUAUUAUAUUCUUUCUUGAAAGCUUGACGUUAAUUUUCUUUAUUAUUCUUAUAAAUUUCAAAAUUAACCGUGUAAUCAAAAUUUAAUCAAGUCCGUUUAAUGGCGAAAAAAGGAGGUGCUCAACAGUUACAGGCAGAAAUAAAUACUGACGAGGAAUUGUACAAAUUCCUUGAAAGACCCGGAGUUUUAGUUCUCGAUGUUUAUGCGGAAUGGUGUGGACCAUGUCUGGCAAUGGUUGGCAGUUUAAGAAAGAUUAAACUUGAGUUAGGAGGUGAUAAUCUUCAUUUAGCUGUUUGCAAAUCCGAUACCAUUGAAGCUCUUAAACGUUUUCGAAAUAAAAGCGAACCAACUUGGCUCUUUGCUUGUCAAAGAAAAUGUGUUAAUUUAAUGUUCGGUACUGAUGUACCAAGACUUAUGAAAUUAAUAUCUGACGAGCUCAAUAACAUUGGCAAUACCAAACGAACUUUCUAUGACAUUACUGAGCUUCAGCCAGAAGAACAAGCACGAAGAGAUGUUAUUGAAAAAGCUGCAGCUGAGGCUUUACGAAAAGAAGUUGAAGAAGCUAAACGUGAAAAACUAGAAUAUCUAACUUUCGUAACUGAUGAAAUUAUGAAAAAUCUUCCCGAUAUGGGUGUAACAAUCUUUGGACCACAUGUGUCCCGAGAUGUUUACAAAAAGCUUAUGGAAGUUGCUGAAACACAAAAGAUGCAAUGCAAAGAUCGACGAACUGGACCUCUUUUGCCAGAACACUUUGAUAUAAUCAAUUUUGCCUGUGAAAAUCCAAUAGAUCCAGAAGUUUUGGAAAAUAUGUACAACAAAGAUUUGUUGAUUUGUUUUUGGAAGAUUUCCGAGACUGAUACUCGAGAAUUGCAAGAUAUAUUUAUAACUUAUUCCAAUGAACUAACUCAGACAAGAAAAGUUGUCCUUGAUACUGGAGAAAUUGAUCCUGAUCAAGUUCUUCCUCCGAUAUUGAAUCCACUUGAAAUUAAAAUUGCAAAAAAAUUUGAUGGUUUACCAGAGAAGGAGAAACCGGCAAUUGUUGUGGACAAAGCUGAAUUCGAUGAUCCAUUAGCUGAAAUUUUGGGGGAUGAACCACUUCCUGGUGAAGAAGUCGAAGGAAACGAGGAAACAGAGGCACAAGAAGACAAUACAAAAAAACCCGAAGAAACGGGAUCUGUUGCAUCCUCAUCGGAUGCCCAAAUAAUUUUAAUACCACCAGUUUGGGUACCAACAGAUGCUCGAACUCAUGCAACUCUAAUUUAUGUCUUUUUUCGAGCUCAAACAUCUACAUUUUUACCACCGGAUCCGGUGCCAGAUCCACCACAUAUUGUUAUGGCAUUCGAUGCUUAUAAGAAAAAGGAUAUUUUUGAGAUUGUAGAGAAGAACAAGGAGAAUGUUUUACUUUAUGGAUUCUUUACAAAUGAUAAUCCAGAGACAGCAGAGUUAAUAGCGAAUUCAUUGACCAAAUAUGAAGCUAAGACACCACAAAUAACUGAUAAACUUGUUCUCAAAGUAGCAAAAACAACUAGUCACACUAUGUUGGCCUUUGCUGAAUAUGGUCCUUCUUAUGUUAGUGCUAAUACAGUUGUUGGCAAGCAAGAAGCUUUGAAAUUAUUCCCUGAGGGCUAUGUUAAUGUUGAAGUUGUGGAAGAAGAAGAACCAGAAGUUGGAGAAGAAAUAACUAAAAAGAAGAAAAAAUCAAAGGCUAAGCUCGUCGAUGGUGCCGAAGCUGAAAAUGAAGCCGAUGUUUCAACCCCAGAGGGCGAAGGAAAUGAAAAUUCCGAAGAAUCUCCCCGGCAACAAGCAAAUGAAGAAAAUUAAAAAAAGAAAGCUUUUAUUUAUACAUAAUAUAUAUUUUUUAAAAACAUUCUUUUGUAUUAUAUUUUUAUUAAAACGUAAUUAAUACUUUUUCUCCAUUAAAGUAAUUUUUUUUGUUUUGUUA